Salvia miltiorrhiza (redroot sage) is the source of this 417-nucleotide messenger RNA. RefSeq lists its product as uncharacterized. NCBI's taxonomy places the organism in Eukaryota, Viridiplantae, Streptophyta, Magnoliopsida, Lamiales, Lamiaceae. Bases 1 to 417 code for a protein of 138 amino acids. Gene Ontology annotation, molecular function: nucleic acid binding. The transcript is spliced from 2 exons. The record is from RefSeq and is a predicted model, not a curated record.
AUGAAGAAGCUGUCAAAGAUAUGGAAGAAGCGCAUUUUGGUGUCUGUGGCGCUCACCAAUCGGGACCUAAGCUACACUUUCGAAUCAAAAGAAUGGGCGGAAGCUUUCAACAAAACCUUGCGCAACUUGUUGAAGAAGGUGGUUGCGAAAACAAAGCGUGAUUGGCACGAAAGGAUUGGAGAAGCAUUAUGGGCGUACAGAACAACUCGUAGGACUCCAACACAAGCUACUCCUUAUUCAUUAGUCUAUGGUGUGGAAGUUGUUAUUCCCCUCGAGCAGCAGAUCCCCUCGCUAAGGAUUGCCAUACAAGAAGGCUUGAUCGAAGAAGAAAAUGCUCGUCUGCGCUUGGAAGAGUUAGAAGUAUUGGAUGAGAAUAGACUGGAAGGUCAACAAAGAUUGGAGUGCUAUCAAGCUUGA